Messenger RNA from Boleophthalmus pectinirostris (great blue-spotted mudskipper), 4122 nucleotides. RefSeq names its product Rho GTPase activating protein 24 (gene arhgap24). Gene Ontology annotation, molecular function: GTPase activator activity. Gene Ontology annotation, biological process: negative regulation of ruffle assembly; wound healing, spreading of epidermal cells; signal transduction. The record is from RefSeq and is a predicted model, not a curated record. NCBI's taxonomy places the organism in Eukaryota, Metazoa, Chordata, Actinopteri, Gobiiformes, Gobiidae. Bases 530 to 2872 code for a protein of 780 amino acids. Gene Ontology annotation, cellular component: focal adhesion. The transcript is spliced from 10 exons.
UACUGUCGAUUAAAGUGCAGGGAAGUUUGUGCGCUGGAACACGAUGUCCCUGCUGGCAAUGACCAUUUAACUGAGUGAUCUUGUUCUUCAUUCAGCAAGGGUGAGAGUCGUGCUUGUCAAAGACUUUCUCAAAACAAAUAGGUCCCACUUUCCUCUUUCCCUUUUCCCGGAGAGUGUGGAGCACUGAGAAAGGCUGGCGCCGGGCGAGCUGAGAGCUACAUGUGGGUGUGCAUGCGUCUGGGCGGGCUUCGGCAGUUCACCCACUAUGCGCUACUUUCGUUGACUGUGCUGAUUGCACAGCUAGUCCCCCGUCUACUGCCGUGACUGCCUCCGUGCAGGCUACAGAUGGUGUGAGGAAUCGGGAAUAGUCUGGUCGAAUCAAUUUGAUUCCGUCCUCCGUGUCUACACUCCGUAACCAGGAGAAGGGUACUGUUCAGACGCAACGCGCACUCACGGAUCGCGCCUGUGGCUGGUUGGAUUGCUGGACGAAUUAAAUAAAUCUGAGGCAAAUUAAAGUCCAGGCGUGAUAAUGGAUGAACAGUGUGCGCCCCUCGGAGGCCCCCAUCCCAUUGCUGGACAGUCCAGCACAGACAGAUUGACCCGGGCUAGUGUGGUCAGGUGUGGCUGGCUCAGGAAACAGGGGGGCUUUGUGAAAACCUGGCACAGCCGCUGGUUUGUAUUGAGAGGGGACCAACUCUAUUACUACAAAGAUGAAGAGGAGACCAAAGCACUGGGAACUAUUUUCUUGCCUGGAAACAAGGUAACAGAGCAUCCUAACAGCGGAGACGACGGAGGAAAAUUUCUGUUUGAGGUCAUUCCAGGAGGGGAAAGAGAGCGGAUGACAGCCAACCAUGAGACUUACCUGCUCAUGGCCAGCUCACAGAAUGACAUGGAAGACUGGGUCAAGACGAUACGCAGGGUCAUCUGGGCACCUUUUGGUGGAGGUAUCUUCGGUCAGAAGUUAGAGGAGACUGUGCGAUACGAGCGACGUUUUGGGAACAAACUGGCUCCAAUGCUGGUGGAACAAUGCGUGGAUUUCAUCCGACAGCGGGGGCUUCAGGAAGAGGGACUCUUCAGGCUCCCAGGACAAGCUAACCUGGUCAAAGAUCUGCAGGAGGCCUUCGACUGUGGAGAAAAGCCCUCUUUUGACAGUAACACUGAUGUGCACACAGUGGCUUCACUUUUAAAGCUGUAUCUCAGAGAGCUGCCUGAGCCUGUGAUUCCUUUCCACAACUAUAAUGAAUUUCUGGCUUGUGCAAAAGUGCUCAGCAAAGAUGAAGAAGAAGGAAUAAAGGAGUUAAGAAAACUUAUUGACAGUCUACCUCCAGUAAAUUACAAUCUCCUCAAAUACAUCUGCAGGUUUUUAGAUGAAGUGCAGUCAUACUCAGGAGUGAAUAAGAUGAGUGUGCAGAAUCUUGCAACAGUGUUUGGACCCAAUAUAUUGCGACCCAAAGUGGAAGAUCCAGUAGCUAUCAUGGAAGGUACUGUCUUGGUUCAGCAGCUAAUGGCUGUUCUGAUUGGUCGCUAUGACGUUCUCUUCCCUCAUGGCGAUGACAGCCCCACAGCUCUAGAGCUUGUAAACAACAACAAUAUUGAACUUUCUCAGCCACAGGUGCCCACAACUACCUCCUCCAACACCCUGGUGUCUCAGAAUGCUGAGAACAACAAUGUGCAGGUGUCUCGACAGUGUGUAUGGGAAGCCUCAGACUCUCCUUCUCACAAACACUCAGACAACAGCAGCUCUCCCAGAUCUGCCAGUCCUCAUAAUGGAGUGACAGCACACUUUGACAUCACCCGCAGCCCACCUCUGACUGUGAAAAAGAACUCUGCAUUUGGUAAAGGCAGUGGGAUUGUUACAAAUGGGUCCUUUAGCUCUUCCCCCUCCUCAGACCCCACUCUGGACAAGUUGCUGAUUGGGGGCGGGACUUUAACAGGACGCCGGACUGGCACAAUCAAAGGCUCAGGUACAAAGAUGGGCACUGGUGGAGUGGCAAGUGCAAACAACACUGGAGGAAAUGUGCGUAUGGGUGUUUUGAGCACAGACACUGGCAACUUCCGAAAUGCACAUUGGAUUUCAAAUGGCUGCGUGACUUUACGUGACAACAAUAAAGUCACUAUUGAUCAAAUGUCUAAUCAGAAUCGUCUCUCUACGUAUGACAAUGUCCAAGUAAACCAUCAAAAUGUGCUGCAGCAAAACCAACUCAACAACACCUGCCUGAGCAGCAGCUGUGAAGACAAGCAGAGUGUAGACAGCGCUACCUGGUCCACUUCGUCAUGUGAGAUCUCUCUGCCAGACAACUCCACCUCCUGCCGCUCUUCCACCACCACCUGUCCUGAGCAGGACUUCUACACAAGCCACUUUGAGGACCUGGAUGCACCAGGACAGAAAACAGAGACUGUCCCAUCAGCAGCGGCAGAGGGGGACCGGAGUAGCCUUAGAGAGGGGGAAGGUGUGGGCAGCAACAGUCGAGGCUCCACUAGUAGUGAUCAUGCUGACUCAUUCACUGGACCCAAUGGAGUUGGGAGUCACAGUGCUCUGCACAGCCUUGUGGCCAGCCUCAAACAAGAAAUGCACAAGCAGAAGAGUGAGUAUGAGGCCAGGAUUAAGAGCUUGGAGCAGCGUAACCAAGAGCUGGAGACAGAGAUGGUGAACCUUCAUGAGGAGUUGGACCAGGAGAGGAAGAAGUACACCAUGGUAGAGAUCAAACUGCGUAAUGCAGAAAGGGCGAAGGAUGAUGCUGAGCGCAGAAAUCAGAUGUUACAGAAAGAGAUGGAGCAGUUCUUUUCCACAUUCAGUGACCUGACAGCAAACAGUAGCCCAGCCACUGAGCACAGGAGAGCAGAUCGCAACAACACCAUUUGGAUCCAGUAGGUCAAAGACACUGAGGGACAUGGUACUUUACCUAAAUAUUGUUUAUUGUUGAUCUGAGUAUCUCCAAACGGGAUUUGGUGGUUGCUCUUUUUACAAUGUAUAGUGUUUAAACUAUUAAAUUAGGGGAAAGACCUUAAAUAUGUUAAAAUCACCUGGGGUGAUUAUAGUACACUGUUAUUUACAAUGUCAUUGUCAAGUUAAAAGGAUACUGCAGCAAGUCGGAAGAUUCAGCAUUUUACUUCAAAGGGAUAGAUUGGUCCAAUAAAAUGACCAGCUUUAGGUGCUAAAUGUAUCCCUCUUUGUUGCCUGUUCAUGUACAUAUUGGGAAACAGUGAAAAUAUGUGUCAAACUGAAUAUAAUACAUAGAUGUCUAUGUGAGUUAAGAUAUGUUCCUUGCACUUAUAUGUGUCUUUGAAACUGAGUGGAGUGGUACUGUGUACAGUAUAGGCACCUGUGCUAUGUGCUGCUGCAAUAACUUUAUGACCAAAAGAGCCCAUACUGUAAAUAUUGUAUAGAAUACUGGAAUGGCACGUUUUAUCAUAUGUGGAUAAGAUUGUUUCAUGUUUUAUAGUUUGCAAAAAUCUUGCACGAUGAGCCAUUGAUGACAAAAUACAGUACGUGUAUCAUGUUUCUUCAUUCUCUAUGGCAAAAAUGUCAUAUAUGAUGUAUACAAUACUAUAAUACAGUGUAUAAAAUAGAUGAUUUUAAGGAGCGGCAUGCCAUAUUUGAGUUCCACAUUUAAAAAAUUGAAUCUAUUAGAUAAGUUCUUCUGGGAAAGAAAAUUCAAUGCACAAUUGGCUCUCAAACACUUUUGGAUGUAAUUGCAUUUUGAAAUGUAGCUUGAAACCAAACUGAAUGCUUCAAAAUAUUUUGAGUCUAAGUAGCCUAUAGUGACAUUUUCUUUUUUUGUCCUGCAGUCAGUAAGUUGCAAGUGUCUCUGCCGAUUCCAUUGAAGUGUAAACUAGAAGGAAGCAAUACUUGAGACUGAGUUUAAAGAUAUCUUGUUAUAAAUAAAGUCUAAAUUAAAUGCUGGUCUGGACUAUUUUAAUCUUAAGCAAUACUACUUGACCUCCAGUGCACCCAGAUUUAAAACAGGUAUCAUAUAAAGUCAUAUUACAUUUGAAGUAGCUUAUACAAUUAAAAAAUACACAAUCAUUAAUGUGAAAAUUGUAUUUUAUUAUGGCUACUUUUUAUAAUAAUGCAAAAUAAAUCAUAAAUGAAACAGACAUAGCCCAAGUUCAAAGAUUUUG